Acanthocheilonema viteae is the source of this 383-nucleotide messenger RNA. Lineage: Eukaryota; Metazoa; Nematoda; Chromadorea; Rhabditida; Onchocercidae. The record is from the annotation of a GenBank genome assembly.
AUGAAACUGCCGCUGGUCUGUUUUUGCAACCGUUUCGAAAGAAUAAACGAAUUCGUACCGCAUUUUCACCCCAACAAUUGGUGGAGCUUGAAAAAGCAUUCGAAUUGAAUCAUUAUGUGAUCGGAAAUGAACGUCGAGAAUUAGCAACCAGUCUUUCACUCACUGAAACACAGGAGCAUAAUUACUUUGAUAUCUUUGAUGAAAGGGAGGGGAAGGAUGAAAAAGAAAAGGGUUUGUAUGGUACUUACCACAGUGGCUUGUUUAAAGCCAUUAAGUUAAAGUAUGGUUCCAGAAUCGCCGUACCAAACAUAAACGAGUUAAAUCAGAUUCGGGGAAAGCGACAGCCUCGGAAGGCACUAAAUGAACGAGUGAAUUUUCCGUAA